GCUGUAAAAUGCACAUGAAUGUAUGGAUCUGAUCUAGCCUACAAUCUCGCAGGUCAAGUACUCAAGAUAGCCGGACAAUCCCACCAAAUCCUGCAAAGCCAGGGGUUCCGUUCUCAGGGUUCACUUCAAGAUGAUUAGGUCUCUAUUAUGUAAUAGUUGGUACUCUCUCUCUCUCUCUCUCUCUCUCUCUAGAUGGAUUGGCAAGGGCAGAAGCUAGUGGAGCAGUUGAUGCAGAUUUUGCUGGUGGCUUCUGCUGUAGUGGCAUUUGCAACAGGCUAUGGGCUGGGCUCGUUCCAAACAAUGAUGUUUGUAUAUGCCGCUGGGGUGGUAGUCACCACCUUGAUCACUGUUCCCAAUUGGCCUUUCUUCAAUCGCCACUCUUUUAAGUGGCUGGAUUCAAGCGAGGCUGAAAGGCAUCCGAAGCCACAAAUAGUGAAUUCUAGCUCAAAGAGGAAGGCUGCCAAGUAGUAGGUCGUCCUGUGAUUCUAAGCUAUUUUAGGUAUUUGAUGAUUUUGACUGCAUUGGAGAUUUGGAUCUGUGCCUUUCGGCUUAAUGGACCUAUUAGCAUUGCCUUAAGCCAUAGAACUUUAUACAAGAAUUUAAGGAUUUAAUCUCCUCAUUUUA
Molecule: messenger RNA, 624 nt
Organism: Diospyros lotus (date-plum)
Lineage: Eukaryota; Viridiplantae; Streptophyta; Magnoliopsida; Ericales; Ebenaceae
Product: signal peptidase complex subunit 1-like
Exons: 3
Coding region: 193-468 (91 amino acids)
Biological process (GO): protein targeting to ER
Cellular component (GO): endoplasmic reticulum membrane; signal peptidase complex
Source: RefSeq, a predicted model, not a curated record